CAGAACUACUCUUCACAUACACAUUUUGCUUGAUGACUGUCUCACCUGAUGCAUCCUCUACAUCUUUUAACAAGUAACGAUGGACCAGAAUUUCUUGUGUAUCAGCUUGUGUAUCUUGUGUGUGUUUCAAUCAGUUGUGGCAUUCAACAUUGAUCCUGUUAAAUGGAGAAGUUUCAAAGGACCUUCAGAGAGCCAAAACGUUGCCUUUGGCUAUAAGAUAAUACAGAGAGAAUCAUCAAGAGUUAUUGUGAGUGAUCCUCUAAUUCAAAUCAACCAGGAAAGAAGAGGGAAAAUUUAUAGCUGUCCUGUCACACAACAAACCUGCUCACCAUUGGACAUUAAUGUGCCAUCUGAAGCUGUCAACAUGUCUCUUGGACUUUCCAUGAUUCAUGAUCAAAAAUCUUCAAAAUUGGCGAUUUGUGGUCCCACCAUUCCAAAGAACUGUAAAGGAUUCACUUCCUACAAUGGCAUGUGCUUUAUAAGUGAAAACAAUGUGGUUAAACCACCUAUACCAAGCUCUCUAAGAGACUGCCCUGGUCAGAUUGAUAUAGCUUUUUUAUUAGAUGGCUCUGGGAGUGUAGGGUGGAACAAUUUUAACACAAUGAAGAGGUUUGUGGCAAAUGUGAUUAAACGGUUUGCUGGGCGGGAUGCACAGUUUGCCAUUGCACAGUACUCUGUUUAUUGUUCCAUUCACUACGACUUCAUUCAACUCAGUCAAAAAAGCACGUGGGAAGAAAAUGUGAUGAAUAUAAAUUACAUGGGUGGUGGAACCUUGACUGCAAAUGCCAUCAUACAAGUUGUGAAUGAUCUAUUUACACCAGCUAGAGGGGCAAGACCAUCAGCAAAUAAAAUCCUGCUUGUUGUUACUGAUGGACAGUCACAAGACGGCGACAGACUGGCAGAAGCAGAAUCACUGGCAAUGAAAAAGAACAUCAUACGAUUUGCGAUUGGGGUUGGUGCUGCUUUUGAUUAUCCCACUGCAAGAGAGGAGUUGAAUAAAAUUGCUACAGAUCCAGAUAUUGAUCAUGUGUUCAAGGUGACAGACUUUGAUGCACUGAACAGUAUUCUUCAAAAACUAGAAGAGAACAUUAUUGCUAUUGAAGGAACCCAAACAUCUGGUGAUUCCUCCAGAAUGGAGUUUGCACAGGAUGGAUUCAGCACAGCUUUCACAUUAUAUGGAAGUGUGUUACUGAGUGCUGUGGGAGCUUACCAGUGGAAAGGUGGAUAUGAGGAAUAUGCAUAUGGUUCCUUUCAAUCAGGCAGUGAACAUGACAGUUAUUUAGGUUAUUCAAUGGCUAUUGCAACACUGUCAAACAUCCACUUUGUAAUUCUGGGAGCACCAAGAUACAAGCACCAAGGUCAAGUCAUUGUUUCACUACUCAGAAGCAACAGCGUUCUGUCCCUCAUCUUUUCUCAGCCUCAGAUUGGGUCAUACUUUGGAGCUGAGGUGUGUGUGGUGGACUUAAACUCGGAUGCCAUCACAGACCUCUUGUUGGUUUCAGCACCAACAUAUACAGAGGCUGACCGAGAGGGCAAAGUCUUUAUUUACUCUUUUCUGUCUUGCAGCCGUACUUUACUUUAUCAGAUCACGGUUCUGGUGGGCAUGGCAGGGCAGAGAGGACGAUUUGGCUCUUCUCUGUCCAGUCCAGCAGAUCUGAAUGGAGAUGGUUUCAUGGAUGUGCUGAUUGGAGCUCCCUUGGAAGAAGAUGGACAGGGCAGCAUCUACAUUUUUAAUGGAGGAGUAGAUCGAAUAAAUCCAACAUAUUCACAGAGGAUUGCUGGAUCAUCUGUGCAACCAGGUUUGCGGUUCUUUGGGAUUUCACUAAGUCAGUCCUCUCUAGACCAGAGUGGAGACAACCUACCUGACAUUGCUGUUGGGUCCAUGGGAGCAGUUCUAAUUUUCAGGUCCAGACCUAUCAUGCGCUUGGAAACAAAAGUAAUUUACAAACCAUCUAAAAUCCCAACCAGUGAAACAGACUGCCAAAAGACACUGGAAAACACUCUGACAGUGUGCUUCACCAUGAGUGCAUACAAACAUGCCAUAGCAGAUUUGGCUGCAAAAAUUAAUUACACCAUAAAGCUGGAUGCCAAGCGACAGAAAUUUCGAGCAUACUUCUCAAAAGAUAACCGUGUCCUCAAUGAUCAAAUGACUGUUGGGAUGAAGGAAGAAUGCAAGGAUCAUCGUUUCAUCAUAGAUGCUUGUUCAGAAGAUUCCCUGAACCCGUUGUCCAAUCAGUUAACUUUCAUAUUUGAAGGACUUCCAUCUACAAAAAUGGAAGACUUGAGGCCAAUACUCCUGCCAGAGAUAAAAAACACUUCAGAUCACAAUUUGGAUUUUGAGAUAAACUGUGGAACUGAUAACCUCUGUGAGGAUGAAAUCAGAAUGGAUUUCAAUACUUCUGGAUCUACAAACAUAGAGGUUGGGAUCAUGCAAGAGAUUAAUGUGACAGUGUUUGUGGAGAACAGAGGAGAAAACUCGUACAACACUGACUUCACCCUCAAAUACCCCUUUGGACUUUCUUACAGAAGAAUCACCUCUAAACAGGGCAGAGUGGAGUGUGUGUCUCUUGAUGGUGAGCCAGGGGUUUUAUUGGGAGAGACCAUUUGCCACAUCAGUAGCCCCAUCCUUAAAGCCUAUGCUCAGGCUGUGUUUGAGAUUACAUACAUUAUAAAUAGAGAAAGUAUGUUUGGAAAUAAUGUGACAUUUAGUGCUUCGGUCAAAAGUGGGAAUGACAAACACUCUGAAAACAGUGAAUUAUCCAAGGAGAAAACCAUUGGUGUCAAAUACGCCAUCUAUAUUGCCUUGAUUAGGCAUGAAAAUUCCAGCAUCCACAUUAAUUUUACUGCAGGAAAAAAGGAUCUUCAGAGACCAGUGCAACAAAUAUUAAAGGUUGAAAAUGACUUUAGAGAAUUAGCUUUCAAAGUUUUCAUCAGAGUGCCAGUGAAACUGGGUGAUAUUAACAUCUGGACAAAUACAGAUUUACAAAUUUUAGGCUGCAAAAAGAAUAUGUUGGAGCAACCUGUAAUCACCAAUUUUAUGGAAGUUAUUAAAAAUCAACAUGUUGUGAACUGCUCUGUUGCAGCAUGUGAAGUGUUCAGUUGUGAUGUUAAUCUCAUGAAAAAUGAAAGGAAACUCUAUUAUAUAUCUGAAAAUGUGAGCUCUGGAUGGAUUGAGCAGAAUGGGCUCAGAGCUGCUACUUUUCAGUUGGUCAGUACAGCAUCUCUGGAUUAUGACAAGAGCAAAUAUGUUUUCUUCUCCACUGAUUCUCAACACACUGCUAUAACUGUCCAGAUUAAUACCCAAGUGGAGGUGUAUGAGGAGGUGGAUCAGACAAAAGAGGUCAUUGGUGGGGUAAUAGGAGGACUGCUGCUACUGGCCCUCAUCACAGCAGCCCUUUAUAAGGCUGGAUUCUUCAAAAGCCGAUACAAGCAGAUGCUGGAAGAUGCAAAUGCGGAUGCAGGAGGGGAGCCAUUAACAGAACAAUAAUGUUUCCAUCUAUAGAUUUAUUCAAAAUUUAAGUCAUAAUUUUUAUGAAAAAAAUGUAAGAUCCUAUAUAAAUUAUGUUCUGCAAACAGUAUGUUAGAAUUUAUCGAUUUUAGAAUGAAACAUGAAAAUCUCUUUAACCACUCAAAGUAACAGAAUCAUUGCACAUGAUUAGAAAAUGUAGAAAGUGUUACAAAAACUGAUAAAGAGUGUGAACUGUAACAGAAAUAUUGGACUGCUUACGCUAGGUUUGCCUACCUCUUUCUCAGCUUUUCAGUUUUUUAUUAUUAUUUUAUUGUAGUUUUUUUUUUUUUUCUGAUUUCCAGGUAAAGGGCAUUUUGAGGUCUGGGUGUAUUUUGGGGAGGGAAAAAGAAUAUUGGGCUGGCAUCAUACUCAGCAUGCUAAACAGCUUCAUUCAAAUAAUUCUGGUGACCAGGCCAUUGAGAACAAAGGUAUAGAGGGAAUAUAGAGGAAUAGAGGGUGAAUAAAGAUAGACACACAGCUAUUCGGUUGGAAUCAUUUUCCAGAUCAACACAUCAUUAACCUAUUCCUAACCAAAUUAAAAUCGCUCCCUUUAUAGUGCACUAUGUUGCAUUCACAAGCUAUAAGGCAUAAUAAAUUAGCGAGAGUGAUAUCGGGCACAGAAAAUGUCUGUCCAAUGAUCACAUUUAUUUAGUCUAUUGUGCAUGUGUAUGUGCUUUUAAAAUUGUCCGAUCGGACGGUUAUUUCCUUUUAAAUAUGCACAAAACCGUAAAGUUGAAAAAUCUUGU
This is a messenger RNA of Xyrauchen texanus (razorback sucker), 4254 nucleotides long. It is a transcript of the gene itgam.2, whose product is annotated as integrin, alpha M (complement component 3 receptor 3 subunit), tandem duplicate 2. NCBI's taxonomy places the organism in Eukaryota, Metazoa, Chordata, Actinopteri, Cypriniformes, Catostomidae. Gene Ontology annotation, biological process: cell adhesion mediated by integrin; cell-matrix adhesion; integrin-mediated signaling pathway. Gene Ontology annotation, cellular component: external side of plasma membrane; integrin complex. The transcript is spliced from 31 exons. Gene Ontology annotation, molecular function: integrin binding. The coding region runs from base 80 to 3487 and encodes 1135 amino acids. The record is from RefSeq and is a predicted model, not a curated record.